Trypanosoma grayi is the source of this 333-nucleotide messenger RNA. RefSeq names its product small ubiquitin protein. Bases 1 to 333 code for a protein of 110 amino acids. Gene Ontology annotation, molecular function: ubiquitin-like protein ligase binding; protein tag activity. NCBI's taxonomy places the organism in Eukaryota, Euglenozoa, Kinetoplastea, Trypanosomatida, Trypanosomatidae. The transcript has a single exon. The record is from RefSeq and is a predicted model, not a curated record. Gene Ontology annotation, cellular component: nucleus. Gene Ontology annotation, biological process: protein sumoylation.
AUGGAGGACGGUGAGCACAAUAACAAUAAUAAUAACAAUAACAACAAUGCGGAGGACGCAGGCAAACCUGCCGUGAAAGCGGAGGCUCCUCUUGUGUCCAUCAAGGUUGUGAACGCCGACGGAGCUGAGAUGUUCUUCAAGAUUAAGACCGGAACGCAGCUGAAGAAGCUUAUCGACGCAUACUGCAAGAAGCAGGGCAUCUCGCGCAGCAGCGUCCGCUUUCUCUUUGACGGGUCGCCUAUUGACGAGUCCAAGACGCCAGCGGACUUGGGUAUGGAGGACGAUGACGUGAUCGACGCGAUGGUUGAACAGACGGGUGGAAACAUUAUUUAA